Molecule: messenger RNA, 558 nt
Organism: Desarmillaria tabescens
Lineage: Eukaryota; Fungi; Basidiomycota; Agaricomycetes; Agaricales; Physalacriaceae
Exons: 3
Coding region: 1-558 (185 amino acids)
Source: RefSeq, a predicted model, not a curated record
AUGUCCGACACACAAGGUGAAGAGCGCGACGUCAAACAACGUCCAGAAUCGAAACAUGAAGAGGAGGAGGACGAGACCUCGCAGGCCCAACCUCGCUCCUCCUCAGUCAAACGAAUUGCCUUCUUCAUCUUUGUCGGAUUCCUCUUCUGGCUGGCCUAUACUGCGCGCCAGCGACAUUUGGCGAGGAAGAGCAAAGUCGUGUAUGCUACCAGGUCUGCCCAUGUACUCGGAGGAGUUCAAGUUCAGGCCGGCUGCGAGCCCUAUCGUCACGGAGACAUUGAAAGGCGGUGGGACGAGGAUCAGAGGGGCAAAUCCAACGGCUACCUCGAGGACUACGCCUACACCGACGCUGGAGAAGAAGAGGAGAAGGAGGAGGUCAAAGCGGAAUGCGCAGGCGAUGGCGAAGGCUGCGAAGAAGAAGUAAGAUCUGUUCGGUGGUUGAUACCAUCUUGUCAUUUUUCUAUCCUUCCAAAUAAUAUGAACAUGCUCUUAGUGCAUUUCACACGUCGACCAAUUCUUCUCGACUUUCGUGCUCCAUCAAUCGCUAUCACAACCUAG